CAUGCUCAUGUUUGAUUGGAAAUUUCAUUGCCUUAAGUCAGUGCUCUGGGGUAUCUGUCAAAGGAGGGAAGAAAGUUUGGAAUGGAUCAUUGCUUUGGAACAUAACUUUUUGGUAAACUUGCUAUUUUUGGGACGGUUUUUGGAAUUUGACGGAAAUGGGUUCUCGGAGGACAAUGAACCGUUCUCUGUCUGGCAAUGGAAGAUCCCUAAACGGGACAGAAGUGAGAGGGAGCAGUCGCCUCCCUGGGUGCAGCUAUCUCUCCAAUGUGAGGCCAGAAAACAGGAGCACUCUGUGCAGUGUGAUCGCACAAUUAACGGAAGAGACUCAGCCUUUCUUUGAAGUAACUCUGAAGUCCAGAGCUGUGUCUGAGAGCUGCAAUGUCAAGUUCACAUGUGUCAUUACAGGGUACCCUGCACCUCAAAUUACCUGGUAUAAGGAUGACAUUCAAUUAGACAGAUACUGUGGCUUACCAAAAUAUGAAAUAUUCCGCAAUGGUCAGAAUCAUUCCCUGCACAUAUACAACUGCACUGAGGAGGAUGCAGCAAUAUACCAGGCCUCUGCCAUUAACACUAAAGGCAUUGUGUCCUGCUCUGGGGUUCUUGAAGUGGGUGAAAUGAAUGAAUUUAAGAUCCACCAGCGCUACUUUUCCAAACUCAAACAAAAAGCUGAGAGCAAACGCAGGGAAGCUGAGGAAAAAGAAAACCAGGAACCAGCACGGACCAUCAGUCCAGAUCGAGCUCAGAGGAAACGUCGCUCCACUGUGGGGGGCUACAUCAGUGCCCCCAGCUCCACAGAGGAGGACACCAGCAAGGAAAGCCAGCAGGAAGCUGCUGCAGAGGUCAAGGCCCGAGUACAGGAGAGCAGUGUGGAGGAGGUCAAAGACACUAAUGGAACCAUGGAGUCCAUAGAGUCUCAUUUAAUUAAUGGUCAGGAUGCCAAAGAGAACACUCCUUUACCUGGGACACAUAUGAAUGACUCUGCUCAGAAAGCGAAAACCCCUUUUGUAAAGAAACUGAAAAUUUCCAGCACAGCUAAAGCUAAUCCUGAUGAGACAAAGGCUUGUGAAAAGGAGAAGAAACUCUCUUUGGCUGUUUCAGAGUUACCUGAAUCUCCAAAAAAGUCGAAGCAUUUGAUGGAUUCUAUGGAAGUGGCAAGUAGUCCUACUUCAGCCUCAGUGCUUCCCUCUUUUAAAUCUUUGAAAAGACGUGUGACAAGUAUUGGUGGCAAACAAGGCUUAAAUCAGGAAAAAGUUGAACGUAAAACAACUAAAGGAAAUGUAAAAGUACAGAGUGUAAGUCCCUCCAAUAGCCCCACUCCCAUGGUACCUCCCAGAGCUUCAAAACUCCAGUUGCCUCAGCCAACAAUAAAACAGGAUAACAGUACAACACCUAAGGUCAUGGACAGGGAUAAGAAGGCACAGGGUUUGUCCCCUGAUAUGACUCCUCACACAGACACAUCAUGUGACAGCGGGACUGCUCUUCCUCAGCCUCCAUGUCAGCAGGUCAGACAAGAGCCGCCCCAAAGGGAAACAAGACCUGACCAAAAAAGAGGGCGCAUGCCUGCCCCAGUGCAGAAGAGGGAGGCUACACAGGCCCAAGCAAAGACACAGAGGAAUGAGGCACCUGUUGACCUUGAGCUGAAGCCCAAGCUCCACACAACAGUGGCAGUGGAGACGCCCUCCUCAAAGCGGACAGAACUGGACAGGCGUGGUCCGUCUUUGCAGAGUGGUCUUCACAAGGCCGUGGACAACAGGAGCCAGGACACACAGGAUCAUUCCAAGGGAUCAGGUGAAAUCUGUGUGGGUUUUUUAGCAGACACACAGAGGCCACCACUCGAAAGCUCCAGUGCCGCUGAAAACAAGUCAAAGUGUAAUGUUCCUCCCACUGUAGAGCAAAGCCAACCUAAUAUGCCCAUAAAAACUGUUGAAGGGACUGAAAUACAGCUUCAUGAGAAGGUAAAAGGUAAGGAGACUAAUAUGAUAACAUCACUGUCGACCAGCGGGGCUCAAAGUGAAGAGGGUGAAAUGAACCCUGAAGAAAAGGCCAAAAAUAUUGAUGAACUGACAGCUGACUUAUCACAAGAAGAGAAAGAAUGUGAAAGUUCAGUAGAAUCUCUGCAAGUGUCAUCAAGGGGACAUAGUCGGUUGCAGUCAGAAGAAAAUACACAGAUUACAAAUAAAACAGAUAUGUUUUUGGAGUCAGAGCCAAAAGACUUCCAAAAAUGUCCAUCACCCAUUCCAAAUAUAAUAUCUAUUGCCGAACUCCUGAGGUCACAAAUAAAUGCUCUUGAGGAGUCAGUUUCCUCACGAAUAGCCGCAAUAGACAACAAAGAAAAUCCCAUUGGAGGGGAAGUGGGUAGCGAAAGCAACACUACCAAAAUAAACAAAGACACGCUGAUUGAUAAGGGCCCACCUCAAACCAUAAAGGAGACACUAAUGCAGAUUUACAAUGAGCUGAUCAAAACUAAGGAACUCUUUGUGGAUGAAGCUCCUGCUUUAUCAAACUGUACACAGCCACGUGAGUCUAUAGAAAUCCCUUCUUCAGUCACACAGGAAAAAACAAUAUACAGUGAGAUAAAUGAACACAAUGCAAACAACCACCUAUCUGAAACUGGGUUACAUCUGAAGGACAGAGGAGAGGAGCCUCUUAAUGAAGAAUCUGUGCAUGACACUGACACAAAGGCAGUGACCGAACAGACUCCUGAAAUUAAGCUGGACUCUAUUCCGGUUGUACAGGUUAGAGAAAUAUUUCCAGCAGCACUCACUUAUAAUAGCCAAGUGGAUGAACCUAAAUCAGACAUAAGUAGUUUGGAGCGUGUGCAAGACCUUCCUGUUCCAAGUGUUUUGGACAGUGUAGGUAUCUUACAAAAGAACAAUAAUCCCACUGAAGACAUUGAAACAGCAGUUACCUUGCCUCAUCUUAUUCCUGACAUUAGUCCUAUGUUGGAGAAAAAUGAUUGUGAUUCUAUUCCUUCUGCAACUCCACAAGAACUAGCAUCUGGAGCCAGACGCAAAAUCCCCACACAUAAAACCAAACUGGAGGAAAUGGAACCCCCAGUUGCCAACAAUGACUUCAAUACUGUAAGUGUUUCUACAUCCCCACGACUUUCUCGACACUCAGCACUGCUUCAACCCAAUGUAGAACCUGCGUCACCCAAGAAAAAACACUCCCCACUCCUGAGUAGAAAGAAGUCCCCUGUUGAGAUCCAAAGUCCACAAACCCAUGAGCUUCCAGAUGCCAAAUCUGAGGAGAACCUUGCAAAUAAGUCCAAGAAUGACCCAUACAGAGCCCCACAAGUCAUUCGAAAGAUCAGAGGGGAAACUUUUGCAGAUCACUCAGGAAACAUGAAACUGUGGUGCCAGUUCUUCAAUGUCCUCAGUGAAUCUACUGUUGCAUGGUAUAGAGAUGAACUGGAAGUAGCUAAAAUGUUAAAAAGUGCAGGGGAUGAAACACAGGUCCAUCUUGCUCUUGCUCAGGCCACAUCCCUCGACACAGGUGUUUAUGGAUGUACAAUUACAAAUGAGUAUGGGACAGAUUCAACAGACUUUCUGCUCAGUGCUGAGGUUUUGGGUGGAAUGGCUCUGCAAGAAGAUCUUGGUGUUGGAGAGGAAAUUGAACUAACACCUCUAAUGUUCAACAAAGGAGUGGCUGAUUCUUGUGUGUGGGGGAACAAAUUGUUUGGCCGCAUAAUGGUGCAAGAAAGUCGUCUCGGUGGAGGAUUUUCCCACAAAACCUGGAGGGCCAAAGUCAUUUAUGGUCUUGAACCUGUGUUUGAGUCUGGUAACUCAUGCAUAAUUAAAGUAUGCAGUCCCAUUGUAUAUGGAGGAAAAGGGGAAGGCCAGCUUAUAGAAAAGAAUCAAGAAGGUGUUAAACAGGCAUGUAAAAUUCAAAACCUUGUUCGAGAAUACUGCAAGAUCUUCUCCGCAGAGGCAAGAGCAUUAGAAAAUUUUGGCUCCUCUCUUGAAGUGAUUCCAGUUUACCUGAUGUAUCGACCAGCCAACAGCAUACCAUACGCCACAGUGGAGACUGAUCUGAAGGGGGUGUAUAGUAAAUACUGUGGGCUGGAUCACACAGGAAGGUUAGAUAUGAGGAGUGGAUCGGAGGUGGAACAGAAAUGUUCUGCACUGCUGCACUGGAUCUUUCAAUGGACCAGCGGAAACAUGCUUUUCACCAAGUUAGAAGGUGUUGACUUUAAGAUCACCAACGUUGGAAUUUCUGUCAAAUCUCACGGCCACCAAGGUCUCCCUCUUGAGGGAAAUCCAAAAGUAUUUGAGCAAUUUGUUAUCCAACAUCAGUGUAAUUACUUCUGUGGCUUGCUGGGUCUACGAUCAUUAAAGGUUAUUGAGUCACUAUUGAUGCCUACUAAACCUAAGGGCUCCAAAAGUCCAUUGGUUCAACGUAAAAUGGGCACUGGCUCUUCAAGCCCUCAAACUGGACGGAAGACAUCUGCUAGCCCCAGGAUACCUAAGAAGAUCCAUUAAGCUGGCCAAAGAACUUCUUCUGAACAAAAACCUGCAGAUGAAUCCAUGCCAAGAAUAAGCUGAGUAUUAGUCUUUCAAAGUGUGACAUCUCUAUGUAGGAACUGAUAGAAUAAUUGAAAGUGACAACACAACAUCUAUGGAAAUAUUUCUAACAAGCCAGUAAUCCUAGAUAUCAUCUUGCAUUUUGCUUUGUCAGAUAUCAUUCCUAUGCAUCAGCUCUUAAACAUGUUGGUUACAAAGCUGAUACGAAACGAUUAGCAGCAGUAGCAGCAGUCUAUCUGCAGUACGUACAGUUGCAGAGUUACAGAUAACAAAUCAUUUAAGUGUCUGCAAGGUAUUGAUAUUUGUUUGAUAUCUGUAUGUAUAUUUGAAAGUAAAAACAACACAUUACAUAAGUCUAUCUCAAGCCAAAUGUAGCAACAUCAGAUUUGUUUGUCCACUUGGUAAUAUGACAUUUUCAAGUGGAUCACUGGAUCAUGAUUAUGUGUUUGAAAGCACCUUUGAAUAAAUUUUUUUCAGAAUAAUUAUCUGGUACUGUGUUCAUCACAUGUCAGCUUAGAAGAGCAGACAUAUUUUGAUAUAAUUCCAGUGUGCCUUUACUAUUUAUUAGCAUAUUAUGGGAUGAAGCAGAUUAACUUGAACACAUGCCAUCUUUUUCACUCUCCAUUAGACUAUUCAUUUAUGCUUCUUGGUGAUUUCACUCAUUCUUCUGCAAUAUGUUUUACUGUUGCAUAUAGAUUACUACAGCCUAGAGUAAAACCUAAAGCCAGAAAGGAUUUUGUUGAGUCAAUGUCAUCGUCUGUUGAUUCUCUUUGUGGACUCUUAAACAAAUGAUGAACUGGUAACUGAAAAGUGAAAAUAUUGUUCUGAGUGCAGAGUGCACCCUGCCUAAGGCACACAGCAGAAUUAGACUACAUUCAUCUUCAAUCCCUAAAAGCAAAAACAACCCCUUCAUAUUCAUUAUCACUUAGUUUUCGCAUUUUUUUUUACAGAGGUCAGAGAAUGAAGUGUUGCCCGCGAUCAGUGUUUACAUUGUGAAAGGCUAAUUUCAUCAAGAUAAUCCUUUGUGAUUCCCCCUCAUUAUGACUCAUCUUUUAUGUAAUAUCUAGACUUUAAAGCUUUAACAAACAGAAGGCUUUGAGUUCACCCAUUGUCACCUUGUCUGUUCAAAUCUAAUUUUGCAACUGAAACAUGUAUUCAAUAACUGAAGUACAUUCAAUACACAACCUAUGUCAUUAAAAUAUUAGUAUUUCCAUCAUAUUAUUUUUGAAUGUGAUGGUUGAAUUAAUCUUUUGAGGAUCAUAUAUUAAAAAGGUUAUGUAUGCACUGUAAAGACUCCAGAGAGAGCAAAAUAGAGGCAGUCAUGAAACAUUUCUGCACUUCUGCCACCUACUGUCUCAGCCUAUAGGCAGUUUUCAGGUUGUUUCUGUGUGGGCAUAUAGGCACACAACUUUUAGGUAAUUUUUAGAUAACAAACUAUCAAUAAAGCAGUACAGCAUGGGAGCAAUUGCAAUUUACAAAAUGUACAUUAUCUUAAUUACCAAAUAUACUAUAUGUGUAAGGAAAAUUCUACUUUGAAUAUUGUUUGAUUGAAUGGAACAAUGACGCAUGUAUGAGCUAAGACUGAAAAUGGAGAGAAAUUAUGCACUGGCACAGCUCUUCUUUCUGUAGUGCAUAGCUCUGAUAGGAUGGCAUGAAAACCACAGAAUCAUGGCAAUAUUACCAGCAUUAAUGCUCCUGAUCAAAGUAAAUGAGUGAAUUCUCAGUCUCUCACUGUACAUUUGGAGUUGAUUAAUGAACUAUUCACAUUACUUAAAAAAAAAAAAAAAAAAAAAAAACAACUCCCCCUUAACAAGCUGCUGCUGCUGCAUUAUCCACUUCUAUUUGUGAAAUUGAGAUUUUGACUAUGGUUGUCAAAUGUAUUGACAUCUAGAUACUAGUUAAUAAUGAAAGCAGUAGAAACUAUAGAUAACGUACAUUUAAACAAGUAGAUCACAGGGUCACAAUUUGACAUUUCCUUAGUUGUGGAAACUAUUAUAGCCUAAUUUAAUUUUGUGUUUAAAAUUGCAUUGGAAUUUUGAAAUUUUUGAAUCUUGACAACAUAGCAGUGUUGGUAUCAUAUCUUAUUCUAGUAUUUUAAUUUACCAGAUCAGCUUCUUUUAUUGAUUUUAAACUUUCUCACUGACAGGGUCCCGCGUGUCCUUGUAAAUGGACAAAUGUCUCCUCCCUCCAUCUCUAACACUGGAUCUCCUCAGGGUUGUGUACUGUCGCCUCUCCUUUUUAUUCUGUACACGGACAGCUGCAGAUCCUCAGAGGAAUACAGAUUCCUCAUUAAAUUUUCGGAUGACACGGUCCUGGUGUCGCUACUUGCAGGAUCUGAGAUAAAUCAUGGCCCUGCGCUGGGGCAGUUUGUCCAGUGGUGUGAGGACAACUACCUGGAUUUGAAUGUUGCCAAAACUAAAGAUAUGGUUAUUGAUUUUAGACGUGCACCUUCUCAUAGUGUUAGUGUCAUACAUGGAGAUGUUGUUGAAAGUGUCGAUAAUUACAAGUAUUUAGGCACCGUGAUAGACAACAAAUUGAGGUUUGAUCUAAACACUGAAAGUAUUGUUAAACGAGGGCAGCAAAGAAUGUAUCUGUUGAGAAAACAACUCUUUCAAUGUAAACAGAAAUAUUCUCAACAACAUUUAUUGUUCUUUUAUCAAGAGUCUGCUCACUUUUUCUUUCAUUUGCUGGUUUCAGUCCCUGUCCUUCAAGGAUAACUACAAACUGCAGAACAUUGUUAAAACCUGCUCAAAAAUUACAAGGGUUAAGCAGAGGGAGCUGCAUUCUCUGUGGGAGGAGCGGGUGCUGAGCAAAGCCAAGUGUCUCCUGGCUCAGCCCCUCCAUCCUUUGGCUCCUGACUUUAUCAUGAUGCCUUCAGGGCGUCGCUUUUAUGCUCCGAUACGGAAAACAAGUCAUUUUUCAAAUUCUUUUGUGCCCUCAGCUAUUAAAUUGCUAAAUUCUAAGGGUAGUGUUUUUUGAAGUUUUGCACUGUUUUUAUGUAUAUUGUUCUUAUAUUGUGCUUUGAGUUCCACUGUGGACUGUAAUGGACUGACACACUGUGUGUUUGCGUGUAGGUUAGAGUGAGAACUGCUCUGAGAAUGCUGCAAAUGAAUUGCCCUCUGGGAUCAAUAAAGUUUUCUG
This is a messenger RNA of Periophthalmus magnuspinnatus, 7664 nucleotides long. Its product is annotated as alpha-protein kinase 3-like. The coding region runs from base 156 to 4481 and encodes 1441 amino acids. Gene Ontology annotation, biological process: cardiac muscle cell development; protein phosphorylation. The record is from RefSeq and is a predicted model, not a curated record. The transcript is spliced from 14 exons. Gene Ontology annotation, cellular component: nucleus. NCBI's taxonomy places the organism in Eukaryota, Metazoa, Chordata, Actinopteri, Gobiiformes, Gobiidae. Gene Ontology annotation, molecular function: protein serine/threonine kinase activity; ATP binding.